Messenger RNA from Thunnus maccoyii (southern bluefin tuna), 1295 nucleotides. RefSeq names its product glutamine amidotransferase-like class 1 domain-containing protein 3A, mitochondrial. The coding region runs from base 456 to 1133 and encodes 225 amino acids. The transcript has 6 exons. The record is from RefSeq and is a predicted model, not a curated record. Lineage: Eukaryota; Metazoa; Chordata; Actinopteri; Scombriformes; Scombridae.
UGUCUGACGGCAAGGCAAAGCUGUGAAAUUAUUCUAAAUAUAGCUUACAUUUAAAAUAAUUUUGAUGUUUUUCUUUUUUUUUUUUAGGUCGGCCGUGUUUAGGUGGCUAAAAUACGCUUUGCUGCUGGUCCCGUCCACAGCAGUACAUUGCUUAGCUUCCGUGCAGGCGUCACACCAUAUUUUGAGACCCAUCAGAUUUUGUGACCUGCAGUGAUGGACGAAGUACUCAGAUCCUCCACCUAAGUAAAAGUAUCAAUACCACAAUCAGUUUUCCUGGUUCCUUGAACAUGCAUGAUAUCAGCCUUUUGGACAACAGGCUGUGGGAGGAGACAGGAGAGACAGGCGGGACUAUAAAGUGUCUGCCUCAGGAGUUCAGCCCGUAUACUUCUACUGAACAGCAGGAUCGCACAUAGUGAAGAGCCAGGCCACCUACAUAUAUACCUGUCCAAGGAACCAUGGUGAAGCGUGUUGCAGUUAUUCUCUCAGGCUGUGGAGUCUAUGAUGGCACAGAGGUCCACGAGGCCUCCGCUGUCCUCGUCCAUCUGAGUCGUGCCGGAGCAGAAGUGAAGAUGUUUGCUCCAAAUGUAGCUCAGAUGCAUGUUGUAAACCACUGUGAGGGGAAACCUACAGAGGAGAAAAGAAACGUCCUGCAAGAAAGUGCCCGUAUUGCCCGGGGUGACGUGACUGAUCUGGCCAAGUUGGAUGUUUCAGCAUUUGAUGCUGCCAUCAUCCCAGGGGGUUUUGGUGUGGCCAAGAACCUGAGUGACUGGGCAGUGAAGAAUAAGGACUGCACCGUCCAGCCACAACUGGAGAAGAUCAUCAAGGCUUUCCACAAAGCCGGAAAGCCGCUGGGCAUGUGCUGCAUCUCCCCCGUCCUCGCUGCCAAAGUCCUGCCUGGCUGCGAGCUCACUUUGGGACAGGACAAAGAGUGUGAAAAGUGGCCAUAUGCCCAGACAGCCGGGGCUGUAAAGACGAUGGGCUGCAAACAUGUGAAUACAGAUGUGGAGCAAGCUCACGUUGAUGUCAAAAAUAAGCUGGUCACCACCAGUGCCUUCAUGUGCAAUGCUCCCAUUCAUAAAGUUUUUGAUGGAGUAGGUGCCAUGGUGAGAGAGACACUUGGCUUAAGUCACUAAAGACUAUUUGUAUGUAUUGACUUUAAACCCAGUUCUCUGUGAUUUUCUAUACAAGCAUUGGGUUUAAUAUCAAGUUACACCACUUAUAUCAGAGCAUUCAUCUAAUGUUAUAUGUAUAAUGUGUUGUUUUGAGAUUUUCAAUAAAAGUUGCACUGCAAAUUA